AUGCUUCGGAAACCCCCUAGAACUGACAAAGGCCCCAAACAGACGGUACUGACGGGCCGGGUCACUCGCUCACGCAAACCUGCCUCCGUGAUUGCAGACAAGCUGCCUGAAGAAGACCUGGACUCGACUCCAGGCGGUCAGGAGACUGGCCUUCCGCCGGUGCAGGGGAAGCCACCUGCUUGGGCAGAGUCUCGUCCCGAGUUGUGUGAUGCCCUCCCUUGGUUUCGAUCGGCCCAGGGAGGCUACUACUACAACGGGAGUUUGUGCUACGGGUGUCUAUUAGACGCGGAUUCGGGCAUUCGGGCAUACGUCGAUGAUGAGGUCGUCAUAACAAGGAUUGGUGGUGGGUGUAUCAAGGACGCUGAGGGAAACCUCGUGCUGCUCAAAGAUCAAGAUACCGAUAGUACGGUCCUAAGCAGCGUGAUGAACAGCUGGAAAUGGAAGAACCCGAUUGGCCUCAUCAUCGGGGAUCGAAACUCGCAGCUGAACAGAAAGCUACCGCACCGCUACAACGUAAUGGCCUAUUUCCGCAUCACGGACGUCUGGUACGAAAGGAUUGGCACUAAGAAGGGGGUCAAAGUGCGAUUUGAGAAGCUGGAUCUCACAGAGGCUAGCUGGUGGGCGACCACCGGCACAUCGCAUCUGCCCAUUGAGCAACGGGACUUUGCUCUAGCCCCAGAGACCAAACGCUGUCCGACUUGCAAUCUUGAAAGCAAGCAAGUGUACAAGGAGGGCUGGAUGUGUCUGACGCCGUCGUGCGCGCGGUUCUGGACGCUAAAAGGGACCGCGCCCCGGGGCACCCUCACAUUCAAUGAGGCAUUUCUCAACGCCCGCCUGCCGCCAGACCCGCAAAUCCAGCCUCACUUUGACCUGGUCCCGGACCUGCUAGGAACAAUGCGCGAAGACAGCGGCGAUUUAAUCUUCAAGCGCAUCGCCUGGAAAGGUAUCGUCUGCCCGCUAUGCUCGAGGUGUAUAGCUCGGAGAUUCUGGCGAGGCUGGAAGUGCUCCGACGAGCUCCUCCACCCACCAUCAAAGCGAUCGCACCAGUGCAGCUUCGAACGAUACCUCAAAAUCUCUCCUCUCUCUGUACGGUCCGUGAUUGAAGAGUUCGAGAUCCAUCCCGCCAAACGGGCCAUUUACUUCGACCCAAAACUCCAGUUGCCGCAUAUCGACGACAGAUCUCUAUAUCCGUACAGGAAACUGGUAUAUAAUCUCCCAGGCGUAGGCACGUUGACACAUCUUGUCGCCAACCGGGCGAUCAACACCCGUGCCAACGGGCCAGACGAUCUGUUCAGACAGCUCCAGUCCGUGGACUUGGGCUUACAGCGGUAUCCGCUGCAGCAAAGCAUUGUCCGUGGCACCCUCACUGCCCACUACGCAGUCAACUAUGGCUGUCCAUAUAAAUACGUCGUCUCCGUCGAUUCCAAGGGCUUCAACGAAGCCUGCGACGAGGUUCUGCGAGCCCUAGGUCGACUAACCUGGGCGACGCAACAAGCCGUCAGCGAGGCGGGUGACCAGUUUCUGGCGCCGAACGAGCUGCUUCUCCUCGGGUAUAUGGAGGACAUGAAGAUCGGAUACCACGACGACGGCGAAUCCUCCCUCGGUCCGACGAUCGCCACCCUCUCCCUCGGCGCCCGCGCAAGCAUGCUCCUCCGAAUGAAGUCCAAAUACUACCACGGCUACACCAAAGCCAAGCGUCUGCUGGACGGCGACCCCGUCCUGGAGGGCUGCGCCCAUCACGCGGAGCGUCGAGCGCUGAAGGACAAGCUGGACGCGGCAGCUAUCACGCGAGCCGAGUACGACGCGCAGCGGCGGACGCUGCUCGGCAACCGACGCGGGGAGGCGCCGCCUUGCAUCAAGAUCGAGCUCAACCAUGGGGAUCUGGUGGUCAUGCACGGGGAGAAACUGCAGAAGUUCUACGAGCAUUCGGUGGUUCCCGAGAAGAACCUGCGGUUCGCGCUGACGGCGCGGUACAUCAAGCCCGAGUUUGUCGACGAGGCGGACGCGCAUAAGGGGGCAUUUACGCUGACGGGCGAUCAGGUUUAUGAUGGGAAGUGA
Aspergillus homomorphus CBS 101889 is the source of this 2058-nucleotide messenger RNA. RefSeq lists its product as uncharacterized. Gene Ontology annotation, biological process: DNA repair. The transcript is spliced from 9 exons. The coding region runs from base 1 to 2058 and encodes 685 amino acids. NCBI's taxonomy places the organism in Eukaryota, Fungi, Ascomycota, Eurotiomycetes, Eurotiales, Aspergillaceae. The record is from RefSeq and is a predicted model, not a curated record.